Molecule: messenger RNA, 621 nt
Organism: Elaeis guineensis (African oil palm)
Lineage: Eukaryota; Viridiplantae; Streptophyta; Magnoliopsida; Arecales; Arecaceae
Product: probable peroxygenase 5
Molecular function (GO): monooxygenase activity; calcium ion binding
Source: RefSeq, a predicted model, not a curated record
AUGGCCAAGUUAUCCGGUGCCUCCUACGUUCUCCUGCUCCUCCUUGUCAUUGCCUCAGUGAGCAAAGGGCAGGAUCAGAACAAUGGAACGGACAUGACUGCACUUCAGAAGCAUGUGUCCUUCUUCGACAGGGACAAAGAUGGUGUCAUUUACCCAAUAGAGACCUUCCAAGGAUUUCGCGCAAUUGGGUGUAGCAUUCCUUUGUCUACCGUGAGCGCCCCUCUAAUCCACGCCUUCCUUAGUCCUAAAACCAACAAUGGAAGCAUACCAGCCAUCAAACUCCCUAUUAUUGUAGCCAACAUUGCAAAAGGCAAACAUGGAAGUGACUCUGGUGCCUAUGACACUGAUGGAAAGUUUGUUCCCGAAAAGUUUGAGGAGAUAUUUCAGAAGCAUGCGCACGCUCACCCCGAUGCAUUGACAUCCGACGAGUUGAAAGAGAUGCUUAAGGCGAAUCAACAACCCGGUGACCUGCCAGGAUCGUUUGCUAGCCGGACAGAGUGGGAGAUUUUAUUCUCACUUGUUAAGGAUAAAGAUGGAUUGCUUCAAAAGGAAACACUAAGAUCUGUCUUUGAUGGAAGUUUGUUCUACAAACUGGAGGCGGAGAACAAGUCUCCCAAAUGA